UUCCUUACACAAACAUGUUCUCAGGGCAGAAAGAAAUAUGAUUGGUUCACAAAAAUGACCAAUGAAAAUGCAGAGGAGGCGGGUUCAACAUUCGAAAAAAGCGCAUUUUUGAGUGAGCGUCAGUUAGCAGCACUGGAGUGAGAGGAUUACGUGAUUACCGUAUACAUUUUUCAAAAGAAUAGAUAAGAAGCAAUGGAAAACAUUUGGAUUAAAGGUGUUAAAAGAAAGCUGAAGAAGGUUACAGAUCCUGAUGUCAUUCAAGAAGUUGUUGUUUUUGAGGAGAAGGAGGACGACUUCAUGCAGUCUUAUGUCAAGACAUUGGAAAAUGAAACACAGAACUAUUUUAAAUUGCCUGUAAGUACACACAAAGACUACUAUUAUUAUUCAUGUGAGAGAUCAAACAAAGCAACCGGAAGCAGCACAGGACAACCAACCCAAACCAGAGCAAACUCUUGCAGGGCGUAUGUGUCUUUCAAGAUAAUCAAGGAUGCUGGAUUUACAGGUGCUGUUGUGCACAAAAUGCUGAAGCACAGUGGACAUAACUUCAAUAUACAAGAAGAGGGUGUCAAAAACCGUAUUGACCCAGAAUUACUGGCGUUAAUUCAGAUGUGGCUUGAGCAAGGAUUAUCAGUCUCUGAAACACUUCUAAGGAGUGUUGAUUGGGCAGGAAGGCAUGGACAUAAAGACAAACUAAAUCGCAGAUACUAUGUUACACCAGAGGAUAUAAGAAUAAUUCAAAAGAGCCUCAAUGCACUAAUUUUUCCAGAUGUAAAAGAUUGUAUCAGUGUUGAUAUACUUGCCACCUCAGAGUUAAAGGAGAAUAUUUGCUUCUAUCAACCACUAAGUGAUGGACAGCCCUUGAUAAUUGUAGUACAGACACCUUGGCAAAAACAACUUCUCAAGGAACAUCCACAUCCAAUGGUGUUCAUGGAUGCCACCUACAGGGGGAUCACCUCUUAUGGCUAUGCAUUUUAUGCACUUCUUCUAAGUAAUAGUAUUGGAAGAGGAGUUCCAUUUGCAUACUUUAUCGUAAGUCAGGAAUCAACAGCCACACUCACUCUGUGCUUGGAAAAGCUUUCUAGCUGUAAUCCUGGAUUUCUUCCCCGGUCAGUCAUGAUUGAUAGGGACCUGAAAGAGCACAAUGCCAUUAGACAGAUAUUUCCAUCGGCAAAGAUAUUCCUUUGUUGGUUUCAUGUCCUGCAGGCCGUGCAUAGGUGGUUGGUCAAACGAGAUGGAGGAAACCUGCCAGCGAGCCAGAGAAACAUGGUGAUUCAUGCAAUGGUUGCAAUGAAGGGGUGUUUAACAGAAGAGGACUUCAUUCACACUUCUGCCACCAAGUGCAAGGAGCUAGAUUCCUACCUUGGUAGUACAAACGUAUCUACAUACUUGAAGAAUCAGUGGAUUCCUUUGAGGGAGCUGUGGUCCAAUUUUGGCAGAUCAUUCAAUCACGAAAAUUGUGAAACCAAUAACAAGGCAGAAAGAUUCUUUCUCACAAUUUAAUAUCAGUUCCUGAAAGGAAACGCAAACAGGCGUAUUGACCAGCUCCUUGGCCUGCUGUGUGGAGAUGUUCACAAAUAUUACUGGUAAAGUUAACACAUUUUUUAAAUAUUUUAAUAUUUUGUUUUAAAUUAUGAUUUGUUAUUUUACUUUGCAUAAUUACAAUUUAUAAUAACUGAUUGAAUAAUUUAAAGUUACAUGGAUGAGCUGGCGGCAAACGGACGAAUCAAAGGAGCCAAUGCUGAUGACUUCUCUAAUGUUGUCAAGUCUAUGUUUGAGAAGGGUCUGGAUUCAAAAUGUGAAAUUAAUAAAGAGGGCACAUGUUUUGUUCCACCACAUACAAGUACUCAGUCCCACACAGUUGAUUUGGUCAUGGUGAGAUGUGACUGCAAA
Molecule: messenger RNA, 1890 nt
Organism: Misgurnus anguillicaudatus (oriental weatherfish)
Lineage: Eukaryota; Metazoa; Chordata; Actinopteri; Cypriniformes; Cobitidae
Source: RefSeq, a predicted model, not a curated record